AAAAUUAGGAAGCUGUUUGGGAUUCAGUCCCUGUCUAAGCAGCGACCAGCUUAUUUGGCAACCGGAGAGGCAGCGGGCAGGGCUGCGAAGGGAUCUCCGGGAAUCCUUAGAAGACUCACGGGGUAAAUAAACUAAAACUCAACGCGCGGAGGUCCCGGGAAAAGCGGCUAGUGAGCGUCUCCGCUUCUCAGAGCAAAGAUGUCUGAGGAGGCGGUGCGCCAGACACGCAGCCAGAAGAGGGCACUGGAGCGGGAGACGCCGGCCCUCGAUGGAGACUUGAAACGAGUGAAGCUGGAAAGAGGGGAACUCGGUUCUAGCAAAGUGGCAAACAUCCUGAAGGCUGGUGAGGUGAAAGCCACCAUCAAAGUGGAGGUGCAGGCAGAUGAUGAGCCUGUGGACAUGAGGACGCCCCGCAGUGAAAUAAAAAAAGAGAGGCCACCAACGCCAGAUGACGUGAUUGUUUUAUCAGACAACGAGCCGGGCAGUCCACAAAUUAAUGGAAUCAGCCACAGCUUGAAGAAAACCGAUGCGGAGAUGCUCAUGAAGAGCAGCCCUGAAGAGCGUCAGAGGUUUAUCAAGCAGCUAAAGGAGGAGCUGCGUCUGCAAGAGGCCAAGCUGGUGCUGCUCAAGAAACUCCGUCAGAGCCAGAUCCAGAAAGAGAGUGUGGUGCAGAAGACAACCAAUUCCACAUCCAAUCCCCCACCUCUUGUAAGAGGCAGCAUUUUAUCCAGCAAAGCUCCACUGCAGGUGUCCUCUAAUAGAAGCUCAGGCACCGUCAUUCCUCCUCCUCUGGUGCGGGGUGGUGCACAGGGUUCCAAGCAUACAUCAAUAGUGAUGCCACCCUUAGUCAGAGGCUCACAGCCCAUUGCUGUGACUCCUCAGCAGAUAGCGACAUUGCGUCAGCAGCAGCACUCUGGCUCUGGUCCUCCUCCUCUGUUGCUGGGUCCUCGCACCUCUGUGCCCAAUGUUCAGGUGCAGGGUCAGAGGAUCAUUCAGCAGGGCCUGAUUCGUGUGGCCAACGUAGCUAACACCAAUGUCCUGGUCAACAUCCCACAGGGCUCGCCUACUGCGUUGAAGGGUUCUUCAGUCUCCUCCCAGUCAGGUAUCGGCACCAACGCCUCCACGGUUAAUACUAAUGACUCCCCCGCCAGCCGACAGGCUGCUGCCAAGCUGGCUCUACGGAAGCAGCUGGAAAAAACCCUAUUAGAGAUCCCUCCUCCAAAACCCCCUGCACCAGAGCUCAACUUCCUCCCUUCGGCUGCCAACAAUGAGUUUAUCUACCUGGUGGGACUGGAGAUGGUGGUACAGAACCUGCUGGAUCUGGCCAAAAGCAAACAGCAGCCCCAACAGGGCAGCCCCCCGAUAGCGUCACCUGUGAAGGAGCCAUUUACGUGUGCGCAGUGCCACACAGACUUCACCUCACGCUGGAGACAGGACAAGAGUAACAGCUCAAUCCUGUGUGAGCAGUGUAUGAGUUCCAACCAAAAGAAAGCCCUGAAGGCCGAGCACACGAACCGGCUAAAGGCAGCAUUUGUCAAGGCCUUGCAGCAGGAGCAGGAGAUCGAGCAACGCAUCCUUCAGCAGUCUUCCUCAUCCUCUCCAAAGAGUUCGGCUGCCUCUUCGUCUUCCUCAUCCUCGCCAGUGGUGAAGUUGGAGCAGCACGUGCUGGUGUCUCCGCAGUAUAAAACGGGACGAUCCUCACUGCCUCAGCAGCAGUCAAACAGGGCAACUGUCAGUCGCUACCCCUCCAGCACCGUUAAGCAAAGUCCAGGACAGGUGGUGCGUACUGUGCCCCAGGUGGUGGUCAGCGCAAGUUCACGUGGCAUGAGCCGCAGCUUCUCUACGUCCAGUCAGCUGCAUAAUGCAGUGACUGCUGCCGGGCUGGUCAGCAGACCAGGUAAGCAUGCUGGGAGGGCUGGGCCAAAUAGCAGCAACAGCAGAGCCAGCAGCAGCAGUAAGGCCACCAUCAGUAGCAGUAAGGCCACCACCAGUGUCUGGAGGAAACAGAGCAGCACUCCCACAGGUGUCACUAUGGCCUACGUCAACCCGAGUCUGUCCGUACUCAAGACAACCUCUCCAGCAGAUCGUCAGCGGGAGUAUCUCCUCGACAUGAUCCCGUCCCGCUCCAUCUCCCAGACGACAAAUAAUUGGAAAUGAUGCCUCCCUCUAUCGCCGCUGCUCCUUCACUGAUCUCUCAUUAUAGAAGUCCUGGACACCAGUUGGAUAUUAUUAGAUAACCAGCUACAAAGCAAUAAAAGCAUUUCUCUGUUUACUGGAGACCUGUUCAAGCAGAAAUAAUCCUGAGACAAUAAGUCCUGAGAGACUGGCUGAAGGAUCAGAUUUAACACGGUGUGUGUGUGUGUGUGUGUGUGUGUGUGUGUGUGUGUGUGUGUGUCGGACCUUUUGGAACAGGCUGUGUAUGCAUCAGGUCUGUUUAUAUGCCUCAUUGGUUGCAGUGAUUCUGCCACAUCCACACUGGUGAUGUCCAUUGCUCACUGGUCUCCUUCAUCUCCAUGUUUGUGUUUCUGCUGCUGAUGGGAUUCUUUUGGUAUACAAGGUGAAUUGGUAACCCCUUCAUUUUAGCAGACAUGUCUCCUUCCUCUUGAAGGAAACCAGGAAGGUUGUGUGAGAUUAUUAUUAUUAUUAUUAUUAUUAUUAUUAUUAUUAUUAUUAUUUUUAACUCUGAGGACCAUCUAAAAAUGCUUCAGCUUUGUAAAACACAUUUUCAGUGUGGUUCACACAUGCUGUCUUUUAAAUAAUACAAUGGGAGUGCAAAAUUAUGUAAUUCUGAUGCUUUUCGGAGCUCCCCCCCCCCCCCCCCCCCCUUUUUUGUUUUGUUUUUUUUGUUUUGAGGUGUCCUUUUUUGAGGGCUGACGUAAAAGGUAUUGUACUGUUAAGGUGGUUUUACAUCUGCCAGUUUAGUGUGUAUUUUUAAAUGGUAAAAUAAGCUUAAAAUAAAAAAAAAAACUUUUUUUUGGGUGGUUACUGAACUGCCACAAUGGGACUACUGUUUGUGCUUUUUGUUUUGUUUUGAAUUUUUGUCCUUUUUUUCAGCUCUUCAAAUCGUGGACACAAUUUUUUCUAGAGGGGGGAAAGGGACAUGGGUGGGGAUUUUGGUUAAGUGUGGUGUGUGUGGGUUCCCCCCCCCUUUCAUUAUUUCUCUUUCAUGCUUUUGAGGUUAUAUUUGUAAAUGGGGAUAUUUAAAACUGUACAUGGGUAUGCUUCACUUUAAAUGAAGGAUAAUUCAGUGGCUUAGACUGUUUGAACUACUUGAUCAUAGUUUUCUGUAAGAAGUUUCAUUCAGCUGAAGACUAAAUUCAACAACAGAAACACCUGGAAUGUCUUUGUAUAACUGUGUCAGAAACUGAUUUGUCAAUACUACAGAGUUUAAUGCUAGUAGAAAAGCAUUGUGCAGGACAGCACACAUUUGGUUUUUGCUUAUUAGAGAUAAUAAGCAGUUAUCUUGUGUAACACUGCUCAAAUGUCAGACUGAAUGCAGGGGAAGUUAAUUUAACGAUUGAAUAUUUUGUCCCCCUCCCCUCCCAGCUCCUGUUCUGUUGCUUCUAAACUAAUUUAGUUGCUGGCAGUGUGCCUGUGAUUUCAGUUAAGCUGGAGGGACUGGUAGUCCAUGAUCAUAAACCUUUUUUUUUUUUUCCCUCCACAUCACUCUUCUUUACAAAAGCCUGUAAGUGAAUACUUGCAGCCAGCUUUUAGUCAUCUGAUAGCCACCACGAGUAUGUAGAGGUGGAGUUCUUACUGUUCCUAAGCUCUCUCAGGGUCUGAGCUGCCUGUUGUGUAAGGAGGCCUGUGUCAGACUGUGGUUCUGACUACUGUCUGCUGCUGCUGAGAGUUAAUGCCAUUCCAUUGUCCAGGGAUGCCAGCACUGUAUGCAUCCCUUUUCUGAGUUGUACAAAAAAAAAAAAAAUCCCCGUUUUCAUUUAUUUUUGGUCUGUCAGUUCACAAUUAUAAUAAAAACUAAGUUUAA
Molecule: messenger RNA, 3985 nt
Organism: Neoarius graeffei (lesser salmon catfish)
Lineage: Eukaryota; Metazoa; Chordata; Actinopteri; Siluriformes; Ariidae
Gene: gatad2ab
Product: GATA zinc finger domain containing 2Ab
Exons: 11
Coding region: 199-2157 (652 amino acids)
Biological process (GO): negative regulation of transcription by RNA polymerase II
Cellular component (GO): NuRD complex
Molecular function (GO): sequence-specific DNA binding; zinc ion binding
Source: RefSeq, a predicted model, not a curated record